Messenger RNA from Ustilago hordei, 1608 nucleotides. RefSeq lists its product as uncharacterized. The record is from RefSeq and is a predicted model, not a curated record. Bases 1 to 1608 code for a protein of 535 amino acids. NCBI's taxonomy places the organism in Eukaryota, Fungi, Basidiomycota, Ustilaginomycetes, Ustilaginales, Ustilaginaceae. Gene Ontology annotation, cellular component: vacuolar membrane. Gene Ontology annotation, biological process: amino acid transmembrane transport. The transcript has a single exon. Gene Ontology annotation, molecular function: amino acid transmembrane transporter activity.
AUGGCAACAUCAGCUCAAGAAACACCUGCUCGCAUGAGCAGCGACAGCAUCACCACCACAAGCGCCGUUGCACGCCAACACAGCUCUUCAAGAAGAAGCAAAUCCUCUUCACCAGAACGCAAAGCCGAAUCUUCUCGUCCCGUCGGUCAAUCCUUCCUCUUCCCAUCGGGAGAACAAGCAAAGUCGUGGCAAGACAGCUACCUCUUCGAGCUCCUUGGCGAGCGUGGAGCCCAAAUGUACGAGACUACUGAGAAGGGACAGAACGUUCAGCUCAGCGAUAUCGAACAAGUGACCAAGGCUCAGGAGGAGCAGCAGCGUGCUCACGACCAUGCUGCCAUCCCAAAGACGCUCGGUUGGAAGGGCGCCUUUUUCAACCAGGUCGCUUACGCUAUAGCACUCGGCAUUCUCAGCAUCCCUCUUGUAGCCGUCUCGCUCGGUGUCGUACCCUUUAUUCUGCUCACCUUUCUCUUUGCCUACAUCUGCUGGUACACUGGCUACCAGUACUGGAGGCUCAAGAUGCGUUUCCCUGGUGUCCAGAACCUUCAGGAUGCCGGUUUCCUCAUGUUCGGCCCUUGGGGUGCUCGCUUCCUCGGUGCUGCUCAGUUGAUCUUCUCCAUUUUCUUGCAGGGUAACCACGUCUUGCUCGGUGGACAGGCCUUCUACAUCCUCGGAUGGCACUCGUGUGCUAUUGCUCUUGCUUUCGUUUUUGCAGUCAUCUCGUUCUUGUUCACGCUGCCUCGAUCCUACAAGCUCUUCUCUAUCUCGGCUUUUGUUUCUUUCACAUCGAUCGUCGUUGCCGUAAUCUUUGCUAUGAUUGCUAGUGGCAUCACCGGUCCCCAAAAUGCUCCUGCCAAUGCGCCACCCAUCAAGGUCGUUGCCUUUGGUCCUGCUCCUGGUGUCAAGGUCGAUUUCCUCACUGGCUUCCUCUACGUCCUCAACCUUUUCGUCAGUUUCGGUGCUAUUCCAAGCUACCUGCCCAUCAUCUCGGAGAUGCGCAAACCCACCGACUUCAAGAAGAGUCUUUCCCUCCUCGUCGGUGUCCAGCUUGUCCUCUACCUCCUCGUCGGUGGCGUCAUCUACAACAACCUUGGCCAGUACACCACCUCGCCAUCUCUGAACAGCUUGUCAUACACCACCAGCAGAAUCGCUUAUGGUCUUGCCUUGCCCACCAUCCUCAUCGCAGGUUGCGAGAGUGGUCAAGUCGCAAACAAGCAUCUCUACAUUAUCUUCUUCCGCUCUCGUCCUCAGCACAUCCACAACUCGACUACUCUUGGCUGGAUCGUCUGGACCCUUAUCAACGCUGUCACCUGGGUCCUGGCUUUCAUUUUGGCCGAGUUGAUCCCCUUCUUCUCCUCCUUCCUUGGUUUGGAGGCUGCGCUAUUCUGGUCACUGUUCACCGGGCUGAGUGCUGUUAUGUGGUUGUACUUGAAUCAGGGAAGAUGGACAGAGUCGUGGCGUAAGGUGUCGGGCAUGGUUACUGCUCUGACUAUCAUUGCCAUUUCGGCGGUCAUCUGCGUGGCGGGUGUUUGGGCGAGUGCGAUCUCGAUCAGGGACACGUACCACUCAGGAAGCGUCGGCAGUCCUUUCUCUUGCACUUCGGUUUCCUAA